This is a messenger RNA of Anarrhichthys ocellatus (wolf-eel), 746 nucleotides long. Its product is annotated as multiple epidermal growth factor-like domains protein 6. Gene Ontology annotation, molecular function: calcium ion binding. Lineage: Eukaryota; Metazoa; Chordata; Actinopteri; Perciformes; Anarhichadidae. The record is from RefSeq and is a predicted model, not a curated record. The transcript has 6 exons. The annotation marks the transcript as partial.
UUUUGGAUCUGUUCUUUUUUCUUUCUUUAAUCUGUGUGUGCGCUCUCUUUCCAGAUGAGAACGAGUGUGCAUUAGGUGGUCACGGGUGUGACACCAACGCUCGUUGUGGUAACGUCAUUGGCUCUUAUUUCUGCCAGUGCUACCAGGGCUUCAAUGGAGACGGGCACUCUUGUUUUGACAUUGAUGAGUGUGCUCUAAACAACGGCCACUGUCAACACAACUGCUCCAACGAACCAGGAGGGUACAGCUGCCAGUGUGACCUAGGCUACCAGCUGGACAAGGAUGGACUCAACUGCACAGAUGUUGAUGAGUGUCUGACACUGAAUGGGACCUGCGAGCAUAUUUGCAUCGACACUCAGGGAUCUUUCCAGUGCUCCUGCAGGCCCGGCUACCAGCUGCACAUCGAUGGCCACACCUGUGUGGAUAUUGAUGAAUGUAAACUCCAGAGUGGCGGCUGCUCUCACAUCUGCACCAACUCUCCGGGAGGAUACAUUUGCCACUGCCCGCCUCCUCUUUUGCUAGACACAGACAACCUCACCUGCAGCAAUGUUACAUCCUGCAAGCUAAGAAAUGGAGGAUGUGAGCACAUCUGCUCGGUGAGGGCUGAGGGCCAGGUCCAGUGUAGCUGUCGGGCAGGCUGGAAGUUGGACGAGAACCAAAGGAGCUGCGUGGAUGUGAAUGAGUGCGGGGACUUCACAAACGGAGGUUGUGAACAGCUCUGUUUGAACCAUCCGGGGGGGGUUUAA